Molecule: messenger RNA, 2002 nt
Organism: Aspergillus brunneoviolaceus CBS 621.78
Lineage: Eukaryota; Fungi; Ascomycota; Eurotiomycetes; Eurotiales; Aspergillaceae
Product: putative ER to Golgi transport protein (Sly41)
Exons: 2
Coding region: 101-1753 (550 amino acids)
Biological process (GO): phosphoenolpyruvate transmembrane import into Golgi lumen
Cellular component (GO): Golgi apparatus; endoplasmic reticulum
Molecular function (GO): phosphoenolpyruvate transmembrane transporter activity; antiporter activity
Source: RefSeq, a predicted model, not a curated record
CACCUUUUAUGGUACGGUGUUACGUUUAUCCACUUGCCUUGGACCUAGCUAAUAUUACCAGCAACAGCACCUCUAUUGAAAUAUUAGUACUGAUACUCGAAUGAGCACGACGGUCGUGACCGGUACUGGGCGACGCUCGUCUGUGUUGCUCUCAGAGCUACAGAUGCCAGCAAAUACACCCGGCUCACAAUUAAAGCACAUGACUAGUCCGAUAGACAAAUUUCCGCCGUUCAGCGACGAGUCGUUUGAUUCGAUAAAGGAUUCAAGGGAACACCACUCGGGUUCCUCAGUCAGAUAUGCGCCGGCACGCUGGGAGCCGCGAAAGACAGGGCAGUUUCCGUACGAUGAGAAAGCAGUAUUCGCUGGGAAUACGAGACAACGGUCAAGAAAGAGCAUCAGCGAGACAAUCAGCACGAUUAGGACUCGCAAUGGUAGCGUGAGUGCUAAUGCUCAGGAGCUGGCUGAAGCACUGAAGGCACCAGUCUCAUACAGGUUAAUUACUCUCUGUCUCAUUUGGUAUCUGACCUCGGCUCUGACAAACACCUCCUCAAAAUCGAUUUUGAAUGCGCUGCCGAAGCCAAUCACCUUAACCAUGGUACAAUUUGCUUUUGUGUCUUUCUGGUGCCUGUUACUGUCGUCUGUGUCCAGAAUGCUACCCUCACUCAAGGAUAGCAUACCAGCACUUAAGCAUGGAAUCCACACACCAUCGCGCGAUAUUAUUGUUACUGCUUUGCCUUUAGCGAUUUUUCAGCUAGCCGGACAUAUUCUCAGCUCCAUGGCUACUUCACAGAUACCUGUCUCACUCGUUCACACCAUCAAGGGACUAUCACCCCUCUUCACGGUCAUGGCAUAUCGUGUGCUAUUUCGGAUUCGCUACGCCAGAGCGACGUAUUUGUCCCUCAUUCCGUUAACCCUCGGUGUUAUGCUCGCGUGUUCUACGGGGUUUUCCACUAAUUUCUUCGGCAUUUUAUGUGCGCUAGUCGCAGCCCUCGUUUUUGUGUCACAGAACAUAUUUUCGAAGAAGCUGUUCAAUGAAGCGGCACGAGCAGAAUCCAACCUUGAGCCGACAAGUCGACGAAAAUUGGACAAGCUGAACUUGCUGUAUUAUUGCUCUGGUCUAGCUUUUGUCCUGACCCUGCCCAUCUGGGUUGUCUGCGAAGGAUACCCAUUAAUAUCAGACUUCAUGAAGGACGGUGCGAUUUCCCUCACAGGAAAAGAGGGCUCUCUCGACCAUGGUGCUCUUUUUCUCGAAUUCGUAUUCAAUGGUGUAUCGCAUUUUGCACAGAACAUCUUGGCGUUCAUCCUUCUAUCUAUGGUUUCGCCCGUGUCAUACUCCGUUGCAUCAUUGGUCAAGCGAGUAUUUGUUAUUAUUGUUGCGAUCGUUUGGUUCGGGAGCUCAACAACCCCUGUACAAGGUCUUGGGAUUCUCCUCACAUUUGUUGGGCUCUAUCUAUACGAUCGCAACAGCCAUGAUGAUUUAGCCGAUCAGAGAGCCAACGCCGAUCACUUCCGCGUCAAGGAAACGGUACUUCCGUUGAACGAACGGACACCAGUGAGAGCCAGAGAGCCCACUGGCUUCUCUCCAGCAGCAAGCAAAUUUCCGGAUCAUCAAUCCUUGGGCGAUUCACUCUCGCAUACGAAUGACUUGAAGAAGGUGUAUGACGGACAGGGCUACGUUCGCCCAAGAGGAAGCAGUACUUCCCGCGCUUGGUUGGCUCCUGGCAUCCGGCAACCAGACUACAUGGCGCCCUAAUGAUUCCUAGGCGUAACUGCGCCUUAUAUUCCUGUCAUUCCUCGUUUUACAUCUUAAUAGCAUUUUGACUUCGGCACACGUCUUAUCGGAUAUUAUAAUAAUUGAGGUAGCAAUAAUGUUAACAAUGUUGCGAGGUACCUAAUCAUUGUAUGGAGAAUGAUGAAGGCGCUACGACCAUUCUUUUGUUAGACGGCGUGCCUACGACAAGGCUUGGAAAGAUAUUAGGUCGUGACAAUUCCCUACUUUCAA